Felis catus (domestic cat) is the source of this 1205-nucleotide messenger RNA. RefSeq names its product cyclin P (gene CCNP). NCBI's taxonomy places the organism in Eukaryota, Metazoa, Chordata, Mammalia, Carnivora, Felidae. The record is from RefSeq and is a predicted model, not a curated record. Gene Ontology annotation, molecular function: cyclin-dependent protein serine/threonine kinase regulator activity. Gene Ontology annotation, cellular component: centrosome; nucleus; cytoplasm. Gene Ontology annotation, biological process: regulation of cyclin-dependent protein serine/threonine kinase activity; mitotic cell cycle phase transition. The coding region runs from base 305 to 1150 and encodes 281 amino acids. The transcript is spliced from 6 exons.
GCAGCGAGGAGGUGGCUGCGCCAGCCCAGACUGACCACUUACACGUUUGGAAACAAUCCCUACUUUGCAGCUGAGGAAAGGGAGGCUCGGAGGGGCUGUUCCCGAUCACACAGUUAGUAGCAGGAAGAGGAUUUGACUCCAGCUGCCUGACCUUAGGUUUGGAGGGGCGUUCGCCAUUGCCUCUGCACCUGCCCGGGUGCUCGGCACGCAUGCGUGCAGGCACGUUUAAAGCGCCCGCCACAGGUCCUCAGCUCCAGCGGGAAGAGGUGGGCGCUGGGCUCGGAUCUCGACGCCAGCCUGGAGGAUGCUGGGUCCCGCUGCCUCGCCCGACCCCGAGCCUCCGAGCGUCCCGGUCCCCGACAGCAACCGCGAGGGCGCGAGCGUGUCUCCAGGACGCCAGGCGCGGCCGCCCCCGGGGCCCUGCGUGCCGCCCGGGCUGGCGGAGGCGCUGAGCGCGCUGGGACUGGCGGGAGAGCGCGAGUACGCUGGGAACAUCUUCGCCGAAGUCAUGGUGUGCCACGCGCUGCCCCGGAGGGCCCUGCCCCGCGCGGUGACCCCGGAGAUGCGCGCGCUCGUGGUGGACUGGCUGAUCCAGGAGUACCUGGGCCUGGCGGGGGACACGCUCUACCUGGCGGUGCACCUGCUCGAUUCCUACCUGCGCGCCGGCAGAGUGCGCCUCCAGCGCCUGCAGCUGCUGGGCGUGGCCUGCCUCUUCGUGGCCUGCAAAAUGGAGGAAUGCGUGCUUCCCGAGUGUGCCUCCCUCUGCCUCCUGGGCGCUGGCUCCUUCUCGAGGGCCGAGCUCCUGCGCGCAGAGCGCCGCAUCCUGAGCCGCUUGGAUUUCCGGCUGCACCACCCGGGCCCGCUACUCUGCCUCGGGCUCCUCGCCGCGCUGGCCGGGAGCAGCCCCCAGGUGACGCUCUUUGCCACCUAUUUUCUGGAGCUGUCUCUGCUGGAGGCCGAGGCAGCGGGAUGGGAGCCGGGUCGGCGCGCAGCUGCGGCGCUGAGCCUGGCGCAUCGCUUGCUCGACGGGGCGGGCUCCGGCCUGGAGCCGGCGCUUUACAGGUAUGGCUCCAGGGACCUACAUUCCUGGUCAGUCUUUAUUUUUUUACUUAAAAAAAAAAAAAUUUUUUUUUUUAAUGUUUAUUUUUGAGAGAGACAGAGACAGAAUGCGAGUGGGUUGGGUCAGAGAGAGAGGGAGGCACAGA